Messenger RNA from Pogoniulus pusillus (Red-fronted tinkerbird), 5454 nucleotides. RefSeq names its product mitofusin 2 (gene MFN2). Gene Ontology annotation, molecular function: GTP binding; GTPase activity. The record is from RefSeq and is a predicted model, not a curated record. Gene Ontology annotation, biological process: mitochondrial fusion; mitochondrion localization. The transcript has 19 exons. The coding region runs from base 322 to 2589 and encodes 755 amino acids. Lineage: Eukaryota; Metazoa; Chordata; Aves; Piciformes; Lybiidae. Gene Ontology annotation, cellular component: mitochondrial outer membrane.
GCUGCGGGCCGGGCCGGGCGGCAAGGGGAGAGGAAGCCGCUGCGGGCCGGGCCGGGCGGUAAGGGGAGAGGAAGCCGCUGCGGGCCGGGCCGGGCGGCAAGGGGAGAGGAAGCCGCUGCGGGCCGGGCCGGGCGGUAAGGGGAGAGGAAGCCGCUGCGGGCCGGGCCGGGCGGAACGGGAACGGGGUGGACUCGGCGUCAGUGAGAGAGCUGCGGGACGGAGGCGAGGGAGAAGGCAGGGAAACUGCAGUCGUUCCUGUUCCAAGAGGGAUUCGAGCUGGCCAUGUCUGACUUGUGAAGGCGUAACUCAUCCACAACCGCAAUGUCCCUGUUGUUCACUCGAUCCAACUCAAUAAUUGCAGUGAAGAAGGAUAAAAGACACAUGGCUGAGGUAAAUGCUUCUCCACUUAAACAUUUUGUCACUGCAAAGAAGAAAAUCAAUGGCAUCUUUGAGCAGCUGGCUGCAUACAUCAAUGAGAGCUCCUCUUUCCUGGAAGAAACACACAAGAAUAUCGAGCUUGAUCCGGUCACCACAGAAGAGCAGGUUCUGGAAGUCAAAGGCUACCUGUCAAAAGUCAGUGGUAUUAGUGAAGUGCUGGCAAGACGACACAUGAAAGUGGCUUUUUUUGGAAGGACGAGCAAUGGGAAGAGCACUGUGAUAAAUGCCAUGCUAUGGGACAAAGUCCUUCCUUCAGGCAUUGGACACACCACUAAUUGCUUCCUGCGUGUGGAAGGGACAGAUGGACAUGAUGCUUUCCUGCUUACUGAAGGCUCAGAGGAGAAGAGGAGUGUCAAGACAGUAAACCAGCUGGCUCAUGCCCUUCAUCAAGAUGAACUUCUGAAUGCUGGCAGCCUGGUCAGUGUAAUGUGGCCCAAUUCCAAAUGUCCUCUCUUAAAGGACGACCUGGUGCUGAUGGACAGCCCUGGCAUUGAUGUCACUACAGAACUGGACAGCUGGAUCGACAAAUUCUGUCUAGAUGCUGAUGUAUUUGUUCUGGUGGCAAAUUCUGAAUCAACAUUGAUGCAAACAGAGAAACAGUUCUUCCACAAGGUGAACGAACGUCUGUCUCGACCCAAUAUAUUUAUUUUAAAUAACCGCUGGGAUGCAUCUGCCUCUGAACCAGAAUACAUGGAAGAGGUGCGCCGGCAGCACAUGGAGCGCUGUACCAGUUUCCUGGUGGAUGAGCUGGGUGUGGUGGAUCGAGCCCAGGCAGGAGAUAGAAUUUUCUUUGUGUCUGCAAAAGAAGUGCUGAAUGCCAGGAUUCAGAGAGCUCAAGGGAUGCCAGAAGGAGGUGGAGCAUUGGCAGAUGGAUUUCAAGUAAGAAUGUUUGAGUUUCAGAACUUCGAGAGAAGAUUUGAGGAAUGCAUCUCACAGUCAGCAGUGAAAACAAAAUUUGAGCAGCAUACGGUGAGAGCGAAGCAGAUUGCUGAAGACGUUCGUCUCAUCAUGGAUUCUGUGCACGUUGCUGCCCAGGAGCAGCGAGUUUACUGUCUGGAAAUGCGAGAGGAACGGCAGGAACGCUUGGGAUUCAUUGACAAACAGCUGGAGCUGCUUACUUACGAUUACAAGCGGAAAAUAAAACAGAUCACGGAAGAAGUGGAGAGGCAGGUGUCAAAUGCAAUGGCAGAAGAAAUCAGGCGGCUUUCUGUGUUGGUGGAUGAAUACCAAGCAGACUUUCAUCCUUCUCAAGUAGUUCUUAAAGUUUACAAGAGUGAGCUGCAUAAACACAUUGAGGAAGGCCUGGGCCGUAAUAUGUCAGAUCGUUGCUCCAAUGCAAUCACAACAUCCCUGCAGACAAUGCAGCAAGAAAUGAUAGAUGGUUUAAAACCCCUUCUCCCAGUCUCCUUGAGGGGCCAGAUAGACAUGUUAAUUCCCCGGCAGUGCUUCAUGCUCAGCUAUGAUCUGAACUGUGACAAGCUUUGUGCUGACUUCCAAGAGGACAUAGAAUUUCAUUUCUCUCUUGGAUGGACAAUGCUAGUGAACAGAUUUUUGGGACCAAAGAAUGGUCGUCGGGCCUUGAUGGGCUAUAAUGACCAGGUUCAACGCCCACUAACUCCAGCAAAUCCCAGUCUGCCUCCUUUGCCUCAGGGCUCUAUGACCCAGGAAGAACUCAUGGUGUCAAUGGUGACUGGGCUGGCCUCAUUAACUUCCCGAACUUCCAUGGGGAUCAUCGUGGUUGGUGGUGUGGUCUGGAAGGCUGUGGGUUGGAGGCUCAUAGCUCUCUCUUUUGGCCUUUACGGGCUCCUUUAUGUGUAUGAGCGGCUCACCUGGACCACAAAAGCAAAAGAGCGAGCUUUCAAACGGCAGUUUGUGGAGUAUGCUAGUGAGAAGCUGCAACUCAUCGUCAGCUACACAGGUUCUAAUUGCAGCCACCAAGUCCAGCAAGAGCUUGCUGGAACAUUUGCUCACCUGUGUCAACAAGUGGAUGUCACACGGGAGAAUCUUGAGCAGGAGAUUUCUGCUAUGAAUAAAAAAAUUGAAGUUCUGGAUUCACUGCAGAGCAAAGCAAAACUGCUCAGGAAUAAAGCGGGUUGGCUUGACAGUGAGCUCAACAUGUUCACACAUCAGUACCUGCAGCAAAGCAGAUAAUGUGGGAAGAAAAGAGAAGCAACAGUGAUUCCCUUCAGUGCUCUCUUAAUUACUGCAGAGAAUAUGGUGGGUGAUGGAAUUCCCUAAAGGGAGCGAGCAAAAGCCUGUUGCUGUGUGAACAAUAGGAUUCUGCUUCCCUGUUUCAUGUCCCACCUCUAAACACUAGCUGUUUAUAACUCUUCUUUUUCAUUCUUGUGAGACCAGGCUACUUGAGAAGGAGUGUGUGCUUCGUACAUUGACAAGGGGCUUCUUACAGCUAAACUAAGUACAGUAACAAAUUUAAAUCAAGCAAAUGAAUGUUUGCCAGGUUAAAAGUUGUUCUAACACAUCUCAAUGGAGCUGCUCAUUUUACUUCAUGCAGAUAAAAUUUCUGACUUCCAAGCCCCAGGUUGCUGUAUGUGUUAGAAGCAGCUGUGUGUGCCCAGACGUACUGAUGGUUUCACAAUGCAUUUGUAGCCCCUGCAGGCCUAUCUCCUAGGUUAAGAUUCCCUUACUCUAGAACACAAAAGAGAAUCACCUAUUUCUGUCAGUAUGUUUAAACCUAUGAACAAAACCAGUCUCUUUCAGAGGGACUGAGACUUUGCUUUGGUUAACCUUAUUGUCUUUGGAGUUAGGAUCUUCCUCUUAAGAGCUCUUUGAUGGUGCAGUCUGGCCCACUUCAUACUAAAGACACAUAGUUUGUGAAGAUGUAACUAGCUCCUGUGAAGGAGGUAGUCCUGGUAACUUGACAGCUUGUUGAGGAAGACAAAUAGGAAGGAAAAGCCAGUUGGCAGAAUCCGAUGAACUGCCUUAGGAGAGGAGUUGAUGAAUGUGAGGUUUUGUUGAAAAUGCACAGCUAUGUUUCUGGAAGCAAGCUCUAGGAAUUCCAUUACCACUAUUUGGCCACAAGGACAGCGUGUGGAUUACAAGCUGUAAGAGAUUUUGCUUCACACAGAGUUCCCAUAGGCUGUUAGAGUCCAUGCAGUGAUAGGAUUUGAUAUUCUUCUUCUGUUAAAGGGAUGAGAAUGAGCUGGCAAGUGCAGCUCCUCUGGGGCUGGGGGUAGGCCUGCCCCUUAUAUUUCAUACCAGGGCAAGAAUGAGUUACGGCAGCUUACUUUUUAAAGACAUUCUUUAUUUGAAAAGAAAUUAAAAUAUUAAUUUUGUUUUGCCCUGAAGCAGUUUUGAAUUUGGAGUAUAAGAUUUGGAAUUUUUAAGAACUUGAGUCUCUUUGUAGGAUUCAGUAGAGGAGAAAUUCCCAUUGACUUCAGCAACACCAGGAUUAGGUUCCUGUGUUGCGAAAUUUCAUUUCCUCUUGGUCAGUCAUUAUUUUGCCGUGUGUUGGGUAUGACCUUUCUGUUCCUCACAAAAAUGUCUGAUGAAUCCAGAAUCAGAUUCUGUAGUUUUGAGGUCAGUGACAACCCAAAUAUGUUCAGCAUCACAACUUCAGAGAAUAUGGGUUAUCUUAGAGCAAUGGGGUGAAUUUUCUUAAUGACAGUGAGACUUUUCAGUUGAUGGUAUUGGCUGGCCUUAGGAUUUCUCCUUUAUGCUCAGGUGUGAGUAUAUGUGCCUGUGACAAGUCCGCUGUUGUGUGUGCCGUGAAAGUUCCAGAAAGAAGCUACCUGUUGGAUUAAAAAUAGUGAAAUAUCAGUAAGUACUUCUGGCUGUUCUGAGAUUUGUAGUAAGGCUUGAAGUAUCCUGAUUGUGUAGGAGCUGAUAGUGAGACUUUUUAAAGUCCUUGGAAUGCAAGAAGCAAACACCUUUCAUUCCAGCAGACAGCUUUGAAUCCAACCCAGACUGAAAAGCCACUUUCAUCAGAGGAUUUCACUGACCUUGGUCAGUUUCCUCAGGCAACCAUCACGACAUAAAUAUGCUUAGAUGGAAUCUGAGGAUGAGUAAGACAGAAGUUUGUGUCCUUGCUUCUGGAAAUGUGUUCUCUGGGCUUGUGGUGAAGUCUGCUGGAGUCAGUGGAGUCAUCCACUCUUGCUGUGUUGCAGAUAUCACGUGAAUCAGGUCAGAUCUCUCAGGCUACUGCAUACACAUUUAUAAUAAGCUGUGUGCUGUGCCUUUGAGGUAAAACACUGAGCACACUCCUGAUGCACCAGGAAAUUGUCAUCUCCAGGUAGAGGGAGAUGAUGUGUUGCUGCUCAGCAGCUCUAAGCUACCUGAAAUGCUGACCUUGCUUUUGAAGACGUGAUGUUAGCAUCUCUUCAGCAGGCCUUUAGAGGAAAUGUGAUAAGUGAGCUGAUCUUUAAGCCAGUAUCUGAUCUGUAAAGGGAAAAGAGAUUGAUGUAUUCUCAGAAUCUGGUGUCUUGCCAAUGUGCGUUUCUGACUGGUUCAGAUUUCAGUGGUGUAGGCAUUCUCACUGCAGUGCUGAAACUCAACCAAGAGAGAGAGAAAGAACCCCUUGAAUUUUUUAAGAAGCAAAACUGCUAACAUAGAAGGGAAGAAUUUUUAAAUAUGUGUGUAACCCUUGUCCCUAGAAGCCUGAAUGAUCAAGAAUCAAACUUCUAACAGAAAGGCCCAUGAGCUGGAUUCCUCUUAAACAAAAUACAGCUGCACCUCUUUAAUGCAGAGUGGUGGAGGAAUAGGAAUGAACACUACCAAGCAAAGAUGCUGUUCUCUUCCGAUUUUCAUUACAUGAUCAAUCAGGCCUUAGAACAGGUGAUUCCAAAACCACUCAGCCCCAAACUCUUAGUAAAGAAGGUCAGCUAAAUGCACUUUAUCUUAUUGCUGCUACUUGUUUCUUUCUUAUGUUGACGGAGCUCUUCAAAGUACUCUUACCAGUGAGUUUUCUCUCUGCUGUAUUUAAGGUGAUAAAUUUGCAUGAAUUAUUCCUGUAUCAAUGCUGUAAACAAUGGAAACCAAAAUAAAAAUUAAUUGGAAAGA